Trypanosoma theileri is the source of this 363-nucleotide messenger RNA. RefSeq lists its product as uncharacterized. NCBI's taxonomy places the organism in Eukaryota, Euglenozoa, Kinetoplastea, Trypanosomatida, Trypanosomatidae. Bases 1 to 363 code for a protein of 120 amino acids. The record is from RefSeq and is a predicted model, not a curated record. The transcript has a single exon.
AUGGGGGAAGAAAGAAGUUCCAUAUGUGGAAGGUUAUGCAUCUUUGGGGCGCCUAAUGGUUUAAAGUUUGUGAAAAAGCCUUUGUCCCCCUUUUUGUUGUCAGGCUUCGCCUCGGCAAGGGCGUUUCGGCUUUAUACAAACAGAGGGCUCCAACCACAUUUCCGACCCACAAAACGCAACCAAACAACCCAACCGCCGCGCAAAGCGCAUUGUCCCAAAACAAGGUCUGAAUCCACCUGGCUCCCGGCGCCCGCCCCUUCUUACCCCUGCGGCCGAAACGCCAAGUUUUUCCAGGGAAAACAAAAACAAUCAAAACCUUUCCGGGGGAAAGCGGAAGGCCCCCAACCCCAACACAAAAAAUAA